This is a messenger RNA of Acanthamoeba castellanii str. Neff, 819 nucleotides long. RefSeq names its product NLR family, CARD domain containing 3, putative. Gene Ontology annotation, molecular function: GTPase activator activity; small GTPase binding. Bases 1 to 819 code for a protein of 272 amino acids. The record is from RefSeq and is a predicted model, not a curated record. Lineage: Eukaryota; Discosea; Longamoebia; Acanthamoebidae. Gene Ontology annotation, cellular component: nucleus; perinuclear region of cytoplasm; cytosol. The transcript is spliced from 5 exons. Gene Ontology annotation, biological process: nucleocytoplasmic transport; activation of GTPase activity.
AUGGAGCCGCCGGAGGCAGCGGGCGGCGAAGCCAGCGUUGCUGCCCGAAGAUGGAUACGAGAAGGACUCCGCGAAGACGGGUGCCUCUACCUUCAGAGCAAAGACUUGAGCAGUGCUGACGUGACGGCGAUAGUGGACGAGCUGCUCCGGAGCAUGGCCCGGUCAACCUCCGGAGCCUCGCCGCUCGCCUCGACGUCGUCGCGCUCGGGCCUCCGGCUCACCCAGCUCACCCUCUCCUACAACGGCCGCGUGGGCGACGAGGGCGCACGCCACAUCGCUCGCCUGCUGCGCCUCACCCCCUCCCUCACCUCCCUCUACGUCGCCUGGUGCGGCAUUGGGCCGAAUGGGGUGAAGGUGCUGACGUCGGCCGCGCGGUCGCUGACGAGCCUCUACCUGGGCUUCAACGGCAAGGUCGGGAACGAGGGCGCUCGCCACCUGGCGGACCUCAUCGCCACCAACACCCCGCUCCAGCACAUCGGGGCCGGUCAGUGUAACAUAGGAGACGAGGGGCUGAUGUGCAUCGCGCGGGCACUCGCCAACAACUCCAACCUGCGCACCAUCUUCUUCAGUGACGCAACGAUCACGCCGGGCGGGGCGCGGGCGGCGAUAGAAGAGAUCAUCGCGGGGUCCAACAGUUUGCUGGAGGGCUUGUCGUUCGGGGGCAUGGCGCCCUACCUGGAGGUCGAAGCCCUAUGGAUCGAGCUGCGCAACCGCAAGCGCGAGCAGCAGCGCAAAGGUACCCUCGCCCCUGCCCUCGCUCUGCUUCGUUUCACCGUUCGUCUAACGUCCGGAAAGAACUCGAAGGGUCGUAGGGCGUAG